AUGCGCUCCGGCAUCCCUGGGACAGCUGGGUAUCUGGAUGGCACCAUUAUCGUGGGUCGCUCCCCUGCCGAGCUGCAAGACCGAGUGUGCGCAGAACUCGAACAGGUACAGGAAUAUGGGUUCCGCCUGCGGGCAGACAAGUGCCAAUUUUUCCUCGACUCCAUCAAGUACCUUGGAUUCGUUUUUGACGUCACUGGUCGCCAUCCAGAUCCUGAAAACAUUCGGGCCAUCCAACGAAUGUAUGUACCCAAGUACGUAUGCAACUUCUUUCGUUCAUUGUCCUGAUCAGCUACUAUAGCACCUUUCUACCAUCGCUGCACGCGUACGGUGCCCGCUCACCCGUCUGCUGCAGAGGAAUGCUCACAGGUGCUGGUCCUUCAACCACGAAAAGGCCUUCACCCAGCUAA
Spirometra erinaceieuropaei is the source of this 407-nucleotide messenger RNA. The record is from the annotation of a GenBank genome assembly. NCBI's taxonomy places the organism in Eukaryota, Metazoa, Platyhelminthes, Cestoda, Diphyllobothriidea, Diphyllobothriidae.